Molecule: messenger RNA, 1569 nt
Organism: Schizophyllum commune H4-8
Lineage: Eukaryota; Fungi; Basidiomycota; Agaricomycetes; Agaricales; Schizophyllaceae
Exons: 4
Coding region: 1-1569 (522 amino acids)
Source: RefSeq, a predicted model, not a curated record
AUGAGGCAAGCAGACGAGGGGAGCAAGAUCAACGUCGGAAUCAAGCAAUGGGAGGUGGACCGCUGUCCUCGGCAUUCUCCGGACCAGCUUGUUCUCGACGGACUCUCCCUGUCCAACGUCAUUGUCGAUCUUGCGUUCUUCUCCGUCGGCUGCGGCUUCCCGCGGUCCUCAGCCAUCUACGCCGAUCAGCCACGUCUCCUCCCCCUAACCUCAACCCGUCCACGUCCUCCCGUCCCCAUCGUCGCGCCAAACACGGGCGAUCGACCGUCUGCCCGCUGGGAUCGACUCCCGACCCGACCGUCAUCUCACCCGCCCGUCGUCGCCCAUCGCCUGUCACUAUCGCCACUCUGGCCCGUCCCGCGCCUCACCGUCGCUCACCCAGCGCGUGCAUACAUCUCCCCCAUCACCUCCGCCUUCCCCACCACCUCCGCCUGCCCCACUAUUUCCGCCUUUCACUCCCCUCCGCCUUCCACUCCCGUCCAUCUCCGACCUUCCCUCCAUCUCCCUCCCCUCCUUCACAUAUUACUCUCCCUUCUUCGACUCCCCGUCCCCCUCCCCCGAUCACGCGACGCGGACGAUAUCGUAGCCUCGCCCCGUCUAGAGGAUGUCGUAAGCGGAAGAUGCGAGGGGGAGCGGGAAGAGACGUACGCAGCACAUCAAGCUCAGCGUCGACGGCGUGCGCAGACGCGACGAUCGCGGCCCUGCGAUGGCGAGGCAGUUGAGGGCGCAGAAGGUGCGGAAAUCGACGCGGGGAGGGAGAGGGAGCGCGACGCAGGGAGAGAAAGGGAAGCGACCCAGCGAGCGGGAGAGGGAGGGAGGAAGAACUGGUACGGCGACGUACAAAAGGUCACUAAUGAUGCUAAUCCCCCCCUUCGACCGACCUCUCCGUCUGUCGAGGAUGCCCGGUCCCGACACCUCCGACCUCUCCAACGUCCUCCGCGCCUUCUGCCUUCCCGACCCUCGGCGACGCCUUCCCGACCUUCGUCGACGCCUCUCCCGCCCUCGGCGACGCCUCCAUCGCCCUCGACGACAUCCUCGCCGCCCUCAAUGACAGCUCCCUCGCCUUCGACGACAGCUCCCUCGCCUUCGACAACGCCUUCCCGCCCUCGACAACGCCUUCGACUCCCUCGACGACGGCUUCCCUACCCUCGUCGACGUCCUCCGCGACCUCGGCGACAUCCUCCCCGCCCUCAACGACAGCUCCCUCGCCUUCGACAACGCCUUCCCGCCCUCGACAACGCCUUCGACUCCCUCGACGACGGCUUCCCUACCCUCGUCAACGUCCUCCGCGACCUCGGCGACAUCCUCCCCGCCCUCAACGACAGCUCCCUCGCCUUCGACAACGCCUUCCCGCCCUCGACAACGGCUUCGACUCCCUCGACGACCCCUUCGACUCCCUCGCCGACACCUCCCCCGCCCGCGACGACGUCCCCCGCGACCUCCCCGACGUCCUCCCCGACCUUCGUCGACGCCUCCAUCGCCCUCGACGAGCAUCAACUAACAGCAGGAACCGCGUCAGCAAGUCGGUGGGAGGAGGGUAGGAGGCCGCGGUGCGGUGCUUGCCUUUGA